AGAGAAUACCAAUGUGCCAGACGCCAUCGAAUAUGAGCAUUCACCCACUUAAGUCAGUUACGACGACAAACUGCAGUCAGGUCGAGGCCCUGAUGACAACGAGCAUGCAGAUGAGUUUCCCUGAGAGGGUUUCUGACAGUGUGUGCAGAAAUUCUUUGGUUAUGCAAACCGAUUGUUGCAGCAGCUCUCCGGGUGGCUGGUCUCAGACGAUCUUGGAGGUGAACAUGCUGGAUGUUUAGGUCCUGGGAUGGUGUGGUUACACAUGGUCUGCGGUUGUGAGGCCGGUUGGAUGUACUACCAAAUUGUCUGAAACGCCUUUGGAGAUGGCUUAUGGUAGAGAAAUGAAAAUUCAAUUCACGGGCAACAGCUCUGGUGACAUACCUGCAGUCAGCAUGCCAAUUGCACGCUCCCUCAGAACUUGCAACAUCUGUGGCAUUGUGCUGUGUGAUAAAACUCCACAUUUCAGAGUGGCCUUUUAUUGUCGCCAGCCUAUGGCACACCUGUGCAAUAAUCAUGCUGUCUAAUCAGCAUCUUGAUAUGCCACACCUGUGAGGUGGGAUGGAUCAUCUCAACAAAGGAGAAAUGCUCACUAACACAGAUUUGGACAGAUUUGUGAACAAUAUUUGAGGGAAAUGGCCUUUUGUGUAUGUAGAAAAAGCUUUAGAUAUUGGAGUCCAACUCACGAAAAAUGGGAGGAAAAACAAAAGUGUUCGUUUAUAUUUUUGUUCAGUAUAUUUAGCUCUGCCCCAGCUACCAGUGAGCUACAGCUAACAUGGCUACAUGCCGAGCCGCGGAGGCGAACGUGCGCCUCGUGUCCAUUGUCAGCACAGCAUAAGUCACUAAUCAUCUCCUCCAUGACAGCGAAUAAACUACACUUUUAGUCAAGUAUUAUGAUCAUCACGGGUCACAAAGGACAGGGUGAGGAUAGGACAAGAGACGGAUCACUAAGCUAUAACAAAACGUCGCAAAACACCAAAAUAAGUGACUGGGUGGUACAGUACACUUGUCAAUUUGGCAUGGCUUGAACAGCGUUAUAGCGCACAUUAGCUUUGAAGAGCAAAAUAGCAGACAAAUUAGUUUACAGAGAAAAAUACUUUUAUAUACAAUGCUAGACAGCCAAACAGGGACCAGAAACAAAUUAGCAUGUGAUCUCUGCUACCUCACUUGAAAAAUGAACCUAUAAUUUAAAGUAGAUAAAUAUCAUAAAUAUUUGUAAUAUAAGAUAACCUUUCCCCGUACGUUUCCCCACAAUGGGGAAAUUUGCAUAAAUUCCGCAGCAACAGUGGAUACAGGAAAUACAGAAAGUGCAUGCAAAUGUAUGCGGCAUUACAAGGUUGCCAUAAAUGCAAAUAUUGAAGCCAUAAUGUAUUAAUGCUUAUAGAGCAAUCAUUAUGUUUUGAAAUUGAACAGUAUCCAGAUUUAUUUUUUUAUCCAAUACAUAAUAUACUGCAAUGACUGUCCCGCGAUAAUGCCCAUCCAUCCAUCCAUUGUCCUUAUCAGAGGUCACGGGGGCAGUGGCUUAAGCAGGGAAGCCCAGACUUCCCUCUUCCCAGCCUCUUCAUCCAGGACUUCCGGGGGGAUCCCAAGGCAUUCCUAGGCCAGCCGACAGAUUGGGCCUCCUCCCGGUGGGACGUGCCCGGAACACCUCACCAGGGAGGCAUCCUAACUAGAUGCCCAAGCCACCUCCUUUGGCUUCUCUCGAUGCGGAGGAGCAACAGCUCGACUCCGACUAACUUACUGAACUCCGCCAACUGUGACUUUGGCGUCAUCCCAACCAACCUCCUUUUAAGUUGAGCAGCAGCAGAGCCAUGUUGACACUUGGCUUCGCACUUCCAUUUUGACUUCCCUGCUAAAACAUCCAGCAAAGACCAGCAAGAGAUAGGAAAGCCCGCCUCAGAGACCCCAGACUCUGCUUCCUCAUGGGAAGGUGUGUCGGUGGAAUUGAGAAGGUCUUCAGAGUAUUCUCCCCACCGUCUCAGUGUGGGCGAUGAGGAUGGGGCACUGCUGACCACAGUGUUGAUGGUGCACUGCUUCCCCCUCCUGAGAUGCCGGAUGGUGGACCAGAAUUUCCCUGAAGCCGUCCGGAAGUCUUUCUCCAUUUCCUCACCAAACUCCUCCCAUGCCCGAGUUUUUGCUUCAGCGACCACCAAAGCUGCAUUCCCCUUGGCCAGCUGGUACCCAUCAGCUGCUUCAGGAGUACCACAGGCCAAAAAGGCCUGAAAGGUCUCCUUCUUCAGCUUGACGGCAUCCCUCACCAUUGGUGUCCACGACAGGCACCAACCACUUUAUGGCCACAGCUCCGGUCGGCCGCCUCAGCAAUGGUCCACUCGGACUCAAUGCCCUCCGCCUCCCCCGGAAAAUGAGUAAAGUUCUCUCGGAGGUAGGAGUUGAAACUCCUUCUGACAGGGGAUUCUGCCAGACGUUCCCAUUAGACCCUCAUAAUACGUUUGGGCCUGCCACGUCGGAAAGGCAUCUUCUCCCACCAUCGGAGCCAACUGAGCAUCGAAGUCCGCCAGCAGAACAAGGGAUUCUCCAGCGGGAGCACUUUCCAGCACCCCCUCUUAGGACUCCAAAAAGGGUACGCUGAACUACUGUUUUGGUGCAUAGGCACAUACAUAGACCCGCAUAGACCCGUCCCCCGACCCAAAGGCGGUGGGAGGCUACCCUCUCGUCCACUGGGGUGAACCGCAACGUACAGACGCCGAGCCGGGGGGUAAUAAGUAUACCCACACCGCUCUGCGCCUCUCACCGUUAGCAACUCCAGAGUGGAAGAGAGUCCAACCCCUCUCAAGAGGUCUGGGUACCAGAGCCCAACCGUGUGUGGAGGCCAUCCCGACUAUAUCUAGUUGGAACUUCUCGACCUCACACACCAGCUUGGGCUCCUUCCCUGCCAGAGAGGUGACAUUCCACAUCCCUAGAGCCAGCUUCUGUAGCUGGGGAUCGGAUCGCCAAGGUCCUUGUCUUCGGCUACCGCCCAGCUCACACUGCACCCGACCCCUAUGGCCCCUCCCACAGGUGGUGAGCCCAUGGGAAGGCGGACCCACGUCACCCUUUCGGGCUGUGCCCAGCUGGGGCCCAUGGGUGAAGGCCUGGCCACCAGGCCCUCGCCUUCGAGCCCCACCUCCAGGCCUGGCUCCAGAGGGGGGGCCCGGUGACCCGCAUCCGGGCAAGGGAAACAUCAAUCCAUUAAUAUUUUUAGCUGUGCUUUGUCUGGUCCCUCACCUAGGACCUGUUUGCCAUGGGUAACCCUACCAGGGACGUGAAGCCCCAGACAACUUAGGUCCUAGGAUCAUUGGGACACACAAACCCCUCCACCACGAUAAGAUCCACUCGUUACCAUGACGACAACAACAACAAUGGAAUCGCGAACAAGAACAUAAUGAGGAAAUGCGGAAAAUGAGGAAUGUCACCGGUGCUCGGGAGAGGAUGUUCAUUCAAGGAUUGCUUGAGCAGCACACAGGACACUCUGCAGCCUCUGAAGAUAAUCAGAUGCCUUCUCACCUGGAUUCUGAUUAGUAUUCAAGAAUCUCGGAAACACCUCGUCACCAUCCAAGAACCUGCAAACACCUCUUCACCAUCCUCAGAUUGUCAUUAAAUUAAUUUAAUAAAUACUGACUAUGACAGGAAAAGCUCAACAGUUGGUGAAUAUGAUGAUUAAGAGAAAGGUUGAUAUAUUGUGUGUCCAGGAGAGCAGGUAGAAAGGCAGUAAAACUAGAAGUUUAGGGGCAGGGUUCAAAUUAUUUUACUAUGGUGUAGAUGGGAAGAAAAAUGAAGUAGAGGUUAUUUUAAAGGAAGAAUUAGCUAAGAAUGUCUAGGAGGGGUAAAGAGAUCAGAAAAACAGGAGGGUGAGUACUUGGUGUAUCUUCUGGUAGGAAAAUGGAGAAGGAGACUUUGUGGUGGAACCUCAAUGUACCGAAAAUCAUACAAGGAAAGAGAAUGGCUAAGACGUGGGACACCGAGAGGACUGAGGAGAGGAGAAAUAAAUAAAUGGAGAUGUGACGUAGGGUGAAGGUAGAGGUCGCAAAGGCCAAACAAGAGGCAAAUGAUGACAUGUAUGCGAGGUUUGACACUAAAGAAGGAGAAAAAGAUUUCAACAGGUUGGCCAGACAGAGGGAUAGAGAUGGAAAGGAUGUGCAGCAGAUUCGUGUGAUUAAGGAUAGAGAUGGAAAUGUGUUGACUGGUGCCAGUAGUGUGCUGGAUAGAUGGAAAGAUUACUUUGAGGAGUUGAUGGAUGCAGACAAUCAGAGGGAAAGAAGAGUGGAAGAGGCAAGUGUGGUGGACCAGGAAUAGCAAUGAUUACUAAGGGGGAAGUUAGAAGGGCACUAAAGAGUAUGAAAAAUGGAAAGGCAGUUGGUCCUGAUGACAUUCCUGUGGAGGUAUGGAAGCAUCUAGAAGAGGUGGCUGUGGAGUUUUUGACCAACUUGUUCAACAGAAUUCUAGUGGGUAAGAAGAUGCCUGAGGAAUGGAGGAAAAGUGUGCUGGUGCCCAUAUUUAAGAACAAGGGUGAUGUGCACAGCUGUGGGAACUAUCGAGGAAUAAAGUUGAAUCUAGCCUCCACUACUCACUACAAUGUGAGUAGUGGAGGCUAGAUUCAGGACAGAAGUGAGUAUUUGUGAGCAACAGUAUGGUUUCAUGCCUAGAAAGAGUACCACAGAUGCUUUAUUUGCCUUGAGGGCGUUGAUGGAGACGUACAGAGACGGUCAGAAAGAGCUACAUUGUGUCUUUGUAGAUCUUGAGAAAGCCUAUGACAGAGUACCCAGAGAGGAACUGUGGUACUGCAUGUGGAAGUCUGGAGUGGUAGAGAAGUGUGUUAGAAUAGUACAGGACAUGAGGGCAGCAGAACAGUGGUGAGGUGUGCUGUAGGUGUGACAGAGGAGUUUAAGGUGGAGGUGGGACUCCAUCAGGGAUCAACCCUGAGCCCCUUCCUGUUUACAGUGGUGAUGGAUAGGCUGACAGAUGAGGUUAGACUGGAGUCCCCGUGGACCAUGAUGUUCGCAGAUGACAUUGUGAUCUGCAAUGAAAGCAGGGAGCAGGUGGAGGAACAGUUAGAAAGAUGGAGGCAUGCACUGGAAAGGAUAAGAAUGAAGAUCAGCACAAGUAUUAUAUGCAUGACUGAGAGGCGUGGAGCGGGAAGAGUGAGGCUACAGGGAGAAGCGAUAGCAAGGGUGGAGGACUUUAAAUACUUGGGCUCAACAGUCCAGAGCAAUGGUGAGUGUGGUAAGGAAGUGAAAAAUGAUUCCAAGCAGGUUGGAAUGGGUGAGGAAGGUGUCAGGUUUGUUAUGUGACAGAAGAGUCUCUGCCACUAUGAAGGGCAAAGUUUAUAUGACAGUGGUGAGGCCAGCCAUGAUGUCCGGAUUAGAGACAGUGGCACUGAAGAGACAACAGGAAGCAGAGCGGAAAUGGAAAUUAUGUUGAUGUUCAUCCUAGGAGUGACAAGGUUGGAUAAAAUUAGAAAUGAGCUCAUCAGAGGGACGGCCAAGGUUAGAUCUUUUGGAGACAAAGUUAGAGAGAGCAGACUUUGAUGGUUUGGACAUGUCCAGAGGAGAGAGAGUGAGUAUAUUGGUAGAAGGGUGAUGAGGAUGGAGCUGCCAGGCAAGAGACCAUAGAGAAGGUUGAUAGAUGUGGUGAGGGAAGACAUGAGGGCAGUUGGUGUUAGAGAGGAGGAUGCAGGAGAUACGCUUACAUGGAAAAGGAUGACACGCUGUGCAACCCCUAACAGGACAAGCCGCAAGGAAAAGAAGAGGAGGGCAUGUGACUUCGAAGAAAACAAUCUAAAGUCCGGAUACUCAACUUUCAGUGGUGAUUGUCCAACGUGACUACAUACUGAGAAGGUUUUUGCCGCAGUUGCUGGUUGCAUUAUUUCAAGAUUACACAUGUGACGUAAUUCAUUCCGUAGUGGAGAGGGUGCAAAGAAAAAUCCUUGAUGCCCACAUCAGAAUGUCCAGAGACUUUAAUCUUGUUACACUGGACAGUUCUCAACAAGACUUUUAUCAGUUUGUAAACUGUUACACCAAGCGUACACAUUUAUGCUAACACUGAAGAUUCAAACAUGGUGAUCCCCCACUGGAAAGGUUAGACCACAACCACCCUGCGCCCCGAGGGCAAAAGAUGCUCUGAGACAAUGCUUCAAUUCCACAGACUAGAAUGUACUGCUCGAGCCACACGGUUAUUACAUUGACGGGGUCACACACAGCAAUUCAGACUCUCGAGUCUUUCACAGUUCCUGUGGCCCAGUAUUGUAGGUGACCGUAAAAAUCAAUUAUUUCAUUAAAGCAACAAGACAGAUAAUACUAAGUUACAAUUUACAAUUAAUUAUGCACAUUUUUCUCAAAGAUGAAUAAAAUAUUGUGAUUUGUGAAACUACAGUUAUCCUGUUAUGAAGCAAGAAGGAAGUGUAACUCAUUCCUUAACUUACCUAAACACAUCACCUGACCGUAAAUUUACUCACAUAAAUUAUUUUUAGAAAUCAGACUUUUAUGAAGAAUAUUUAGUCACUGUAUUUGUUUUCCAUUAUGAUGCGUUGAUUGUACAAUACAAAAAAAAAAUCUUACUUCUGGCUCAGAUACAGAGUAGCCAGUUGAAAAUCUGCUCAAGUUCCCUCUGUAAUACUCCCAGACUUUAUCAUUAUCUCCUAUGCCUGGCCCUCCAGAAGGAGUGUUCGAGUCAGUAAUAAUGUGGCGGGCUUUGCAGUUCAUAUGGUUUAUUUGUCUGUGUCCCGCAGAACAGACUUGCUGCCUCUUUCCUCUUAAACAUACUGGAAAAACUACACAGUAAAUAUAAUAGCACAGUGUCAUGUCAAAUCAUAAAUGCUCAAUUAGAUUGUUUGAACAACACAAAAAAACACUGACAACAUGAAAAUGUUUGUAUGCUUCAUAUGGACAAAUAGGAAACUGCUUUCAAUCCACAAGAUUACACCAUCAGCAGUCAGCUAUCAGCUAUCCAUCCAUCCCUCCAUCCAUUUUCUACCGCAUAUCCGAGGUCGGGUCGCGGGGGCAGUAGCUUUGGCAGGGAUGCCCAGACUUCCCUCUCCCCAGCCACUUCAUCCAGCUCGUCCGGGGGUUCCCGAGGCGUUCCCAGGCCAGCCGAAAGACGUAGUCUCUCCAGCCUGUCCUGGGUCGUCACCAGGGUCUCCUCCCGGUGGGACGUGCCCAGAACACCUCAUCGGGGAGGCGUCCGGGAGGCAUCCGAAUCAGAUGCCCCAGCCACGUCAUCUGGCUCCUCUCGAUGUGGAGGAGCAGCGGCUCUACUCUGAGAUCCUCCCGGAUCUCACCCUCUCUCUAAGGGAGAGCCCGGACACCCUGCGGAGGAAACUCAUUUCAGCCGCUUGUAUCCGGGAUCUUGUUCUUUCGGUCAUGACCCACAGCUCGUGACCAUAGGUGAGGGUAGGAACGUAGAUCGACCGGUAAAUUGAAAGCUUCGCCUUUCGGCUGAGCUCCUUCUUUACCACAACGGACCGAUACAAAGUCUGCAUCACUGCAGACGCUGGACCGAUCCGCCUGUCGAUCUCCCGUUCCUUUCUUCCCUGGCAGUUUGCCAAUACAGAGGCACUGUCCCCGAUGUCCAUGCGAUGUUGCAGAGGUGUGUCAACCAGGACAGCCCCACAAUAUCCAGAGCUUUUAGGAACUCCAGGCGAAUCUCAUCCUCUCCCGGGGCCUUGCCACUGAGGAGCUUUUAAACCACCUCGGAGAUAGGAGAGCCCGUCUCAGAGAACCCAGACUCUGCUUCCUCAGGAAAAGGUGAAGUAUUCUCCCCACCGACUCACAACGUCCUGAGUUGAGGUCAGCAGCGCCCCAUCCCCACUAUACGCAGUGUUGGUGGUGCACUGCUUCCCCCUCCUGAGACGCCGGAUGGUGGACGAGAAUUUCCUCAAAGCCGUCCGGAAGUAUUUCUCCAUGGCCUCACCGAACUCCUCCCAUACCCAGGUUUUUGCUUCAGCGACCACCAAAGCUGCAUUCCGCUUGGCCAGCCGGUACCCAUCAUCUGCCUCAGGAGUCCCACAGGCCAAAAAGGCCCGAUAGGACUCCUUCUUCAGCUCGACGGCAUCCCUCACCGUUGGUGUCCACCAACAGGUUCGGGCAUUGCCGCCACGACAGGCACUUAUUAUGUGCCCUGCGAUUGGCUGGCAACCAGUUCGGGGUGUACCCCCCCCCUCCCAAUGGGCUCCAGUGCGUCCGCGACCCUAGUGAGGAGAAGCGGCUAAGAAAAUGGAUGGAUGGAUGGAUGGGCUGCAAUAUAACAAAGAGCGAAAAAUUUAAGGGGGUCUGAAUACUUUCUGUACCCACUAUGCACAGUGUGUGUCUGUGUGUCCGUUCCGUUCACCCAGUGGAAUGAUUCGUGACGUUACACGCCACUUGACCAUUAUUGGCUGCAUACCAUUUACAACCCCAAUUCCAAUGAAGUUGGGACGUUGUGUUAAACAUAAAUAAAAACAGAAUGCAUCCAUCCAUCCAUUUUCAACACCGCUUAUCCUGGUUAGGGUCGCGGGACGCUGGAGCCUAUCCCAGCUGACUUCGGACUACACCCUGAACUGGUUGCCAGUCAGUCGCAGGGCACAUAUCGACACGGACAACCAUUCGCACUCACAUUCACACCGUCACUGAGUGGGAACUGAACCCACGCUGCCUGCACCAAAACACUACCAAAACAGAAUGCAAUGAUUUGCAAAUCAUGUUCAACCUACAUUUAAUUUAAUACACUAAAAAGACAAGAUAUUUAAUGUUCAAACUGAUAAACUUUAUUGUUUUUAGCAAAUAAUCAUUAACUUAGAAUUUUAUGGCUGCAACACGUUCCAAAAAAGCUGGCACAGGGUCAUGUUUACCACUGUGUUACAUCACCUUUUCUUUUAACAGGUGUUUAUACACUAAAAGAGAAUCCCACCGCGCCGCUCGUCAGUAGCACUGCCUUGCUCAUUUCCCACAUCUUGUACUGUCCAUUUCUGUCCUCUCUCAUCUUGUUUUCUUGGUUAUUUAUUGCAUGUCCUCACCGGGGGUCCCCCCCAACCACAAAUAAUAACACAAUUUGACUAUUGUCAUGUUACUUGUGUUCAAAUAUCUAGACUGUCUCACGAUUGUUCUGCGGUGGUUCUCACCCCUAUUUCCCUUGUUCAUUCUGUCCCUCUGUAUGUCCCUUUUCUGUCCGGCUGCAUUUUCAAUAAACAUCAGAAUAAUUACAAAAAUGCAGCCCUAUGGGGGGCACAAGUCAGUGCAAACUGUAGGCCGGUCCCAAGCCCGGAUAAAUGCAGAGGGUUGCGUCAGGAAGGGCAUCCGGCUUAAAACCUUGCCAAACAAAUAUGAGCGUUCAUCCAAAGAAUUCCAUACCGGAUCGGUCGUGGCCCGGGUUAACAACGUCCGCCACCGGCGCCGUCAACCUGCAGGGCGCUGUUGGAAAUUCAGCUACUGUGGGUCGAAGUCGAAGUCAAAGAAGAAGAAGAAGAAGAGGUGGAAAGCGGGUUCUUCGGCAGAAAGAGAAGAGGAAAACACAGAGCCUAGAACUGAAUGUGGGGACUUUGAAUGUUGGGACUAUGACAGGAAAAUCUCGGGAGUUGGUUGACAUGAUGAUUAGGAGAAAGGUUGAUAUAUUGUGUGUCCAGGAGACCAGGUGGAAAGGCAGUAAGGCUAAAAGUUUAGGGGGAGGGUUUAAAUUAUUUUACCAUGGUGUAGAUGGGAAGAGAAAUGGAGUCGCGGUUAUUUUAAAAGAAGAGGUGGCUAAGAAUGUCUUGGAGGUGAAAAGAGUAUCAGAUCGAGUGAUGAGGCUGAAAUUUGAAAUUGAGGGUGUUAUGUGUAAUGUGAUUAGUGGCUAUGCCCCACAGGUAGGAUGUGACCUAGAGGUGAAAGAGAAAUUCUGGAAGGAGCUAGAUGAUGUAGUUCGGAGCAUCCCAGACAGAGAGAGAGUCGUAAUUGGUGCAGAUUGUAAUGGACAUGUUGGUGAAGGUAAUAAGGGUAAUGAAGAAGUGAUGGGUAAGUACGGUAUCCAGGAAAGGAACUUGGAGGGACAGAUGGUGGUAGACUUUGCAACAAGGAUGCAAAUGGCUGUAGUGAACACUUUUUUCCAGAAGAGGCACGAACAUAGGGUGACCUACAAGAGCGGAGGUAGAAGCACACAGGUGGAUUACAUCUUGUGCAGACGAUGUAAUCUGAAGGAGGUUACCAACUGUAAAGUAGUGGUAGGGGAGAGUGUGGCUAGACAGCAUAGGAUGGUGGUGUGUAAGAUGACUCUGGUGGUGGGGAGGAAAAUUAGGAAGACAAAGGCAGAGAAGAGAACCAUGUGGUGGAAGCUGAGACAGGACGAGUGUUGUGCAGCUUUUCGGGAAGAGGUGAUACAGGCUCUCGGUGGACGGGAAGAGCUUCCAGAAGACUGGACCACUGCAGCCAAGGUGAUCAGAGAAGCAGGCAGGAGAGUACUUGGUGUAUCUUCUGGCAGGAAAGGAGAGAAGGAGACUUGGAGGUGGAACCUCACAGUACAGGAAAUCAUACAAGGAAAACGGUUAGCUAAGAAGAAGUGGGACACUGAGAGGACCGAGGAGAGGCGAAAGGAAUACAUUGAGAUGCGACACAGGGCAAAGGUAGAGGUGGCAAAGGCAAAACAAGAGGCAUAUGAUGACAUGUAUGGCAGGUUGGACACUAAAGAAGGAGAAAAGGAUCUAUACAGGCUGGCCAGACAGAGGGAUAGAGAUGGGAAGGAUGUGCAGCAGGUUAGGGUGAUUAAGGAUAGAGAUGGAAAUAUGUUGACUGGUGCCAGCAGUGUGCUAGGUAGAUGGAAAGAAUACUUCGAGGAGUUGAUGAAUGAGGAAAAUGAUAGAGAAGGGAGAGUAGAAGAGGCAAGUGUGGUGGACCAGGAAGUGGCAAUGAUUAGUAAGGGGGAAGUUAGAAAGGCAUUAAAGAGAAUGAAAAAUGGAAAGGCAGUUGGUCCUGAUGACAUUCCUGUGGAGGUAUGGAAGCAUCUAGGAGAGGUGGCUGUGGAGUUUUUGACCAGCUUGUUCAAUAGAAUUCUAGUGCGUGAGAAGAUGCCUGAGGAAUGGAGGAAAAGUGUACUGGUGCCCAUUUUUAAGAACAAAGGUGAUGUGCAGAGCUGUGGCAACUAUAGAGGAAUAAAGUUGAUGAGCCACACAAUGAAGUUAUGGGAAAGAGUAGUGGAGGCUAGACUCAGGACAGAAGUGAGUAUUUGCGAGCAACAGUAUGGUUUCAUGCCUAGAAAGAGUACCACAGAUGCAUUAUUUGCCUUGAGGAUGUUGAUGGAAAAGUACAGAGAAGGUCAGAAGGAGCUACAUUGUGUCUUUGUAGAUCUAGAGAAAGCCUAUGACAGAGUACCCAGAGAGGAACUGUGGUACUGCAUGCGGAAGUCUGGAGUGGCAGAGAAGUAUGUUAGAAUAAUACAGGACAUGUACGAGGGCAGCAGAACAGCGGUGAGGUGUGCUGUCGGUGUGACAGAAGAAUUUAAGGUGGACGUGGGACUGCAUCAGGGAUCAGCCCUGAGCCCCUUCCUUUUUGCAGUGGUGAUGGAUAGGCUGACAGAUGAGGUUAGACUGGAAUCCCCGUGGACCAUGAUGUUUGCAGAUGACAUUGUUAUCUGCAGUGAAAGCAGGGAGCAGCUGGAGGAACAGUUAGAAAGAUGGAGGCAUGCACUGGAAAGAAGAGGAAUGAAGAUUAGCCGAAGUAAAACAGAAUAUAUGUGCAUGAAUGAGAGGGGUGGUGGGGGAAGAAUGAGGCUACAGGGAGAAGAGAUGGCAAAGGUAGAGGACUUUAAAUACUUGGGGUCAACCGUCCAGAGCAAUGGUCAGUGUGGUCAGGAAGUGAAGAAACGGGUCCAAGCAGGUUGGAACGGGUGGAGGAAGGUGUCAGGUGUGUUAUGUGACAGAAGAGUCUCUGCUAGGAUGAAGGGCAAAGUUUAUAAAACAGUGGUGAGGCCAGCCAUGAUGUAUGGAUUAGAGACAGUGGCACUGAAGAGAAAACAGGAAGCAGAGCUGGAGGUGGCGGAAAUGAAGAUGUUGAGGUUCGCUCUCGGAGUGACCAGGUUGGAUAAAAUUAGAAAUGAGCUCAUCAGAGGGACAGCCAAGGUUCGAUGUUUUGGAGACAAAGUUAGAGAGAGCAGACUUCAAUGGUUUGGACACGUCCAGAGGAGAGAGAGUGAGUAUAUUGGUAGAAGGAUGACGAGGAUGGAGCUGCCAGGCAAGAGAGCUAGAGGAAGACCAAAGAGAAGGUUGAUGGAUGUCGUGAGGGAAGACAUGAUGGCAGUUGGUGUUCGAGAGGAGGAUGCAGGAGAUAGGCUCUCAUGGAAAAGGAUGACGCGCUGUGGCGACCCCUAACGGGACAAGCCGAAAGGAAAAGAAGAAGAUCAGAAUAAUUACAAAAAUAUUAAAAAUAAGCAGAGGGAGUAUUUCAAACUCCCCUGUUGCACAGCAAAACUGUUCCAGCACAGAGGCAUACAGAUCCACCAUUCUGCAAGGCCAUGCAGCUGAACAUGACAGAACAGAAAAAAAACAAAAACAAAACAUGUACCUUGCGAUUGGCUGGCAACCAGUUCACGGUGUACCCCACUUCGAGCCCAGAGUCAGCUGGAAUAGGCUCCAGCAUGCCCGUGACCCUAGUGAGGAUAAGUGGUAGGGGAAAUGGAUGGAUGGAACUCCUGCUUCUCUGUCUCCUUGUGCCAGAGUCCAAACAAACAACAGCUGCUGAGAAUACGUCCCUCUUAGUCAUUGGAAUUUGUCAGGGCUGCCCACUCUCCCCCCUAUUUUUUUAUAUUGCCAUUGAGCCACUGGCAGUGGCCAUUAGAUCCAGCCUGAUGCUUGGUAUCAUAAGAGGAGGACAGGUACAUAAGCUGUCAUUGUAUGUGGAUGACAUCUUACCGUUAAUGUCUGACCCAGACAUAUCCAUUCAACAACUUUAUAUACUAGUAUAAACUAGUAGUAAAAGUAGGGACCUAGUAGACCAGAACUUCUUGUCCCUUUAAGAAGGCUAAAUGAGGACUUCCUGCAUUGGACACUUCUUCAUUUGUCUCUUGCUGGCAGGAUCAAUUGCAUUAAAAUGAAUGUUCUCCCAAACUUUUUAGACCUUUUCCAAUGUACGUAUACCCGUAUUCAUCCCAAAACACUUAUUUCAUGGCCUUGGCAGCUUACCUCAAAGUUUAUUUGGAACAAUAAGACUCCUAGGAUUCGGAAAAAAAACAUUUUACAGGCCUCCAGAAACUUGGAUGGUACACCCUGAACUGCUCGCCAGCCAAUCGCAGGGCACAUAUAAACAAACAACCAUUCACACUCAUAUUCACACCUAUGGGCAAUUUACAGUCUUCAAUUACCAUGCAUGUUUUUGGGAUGUGGGAGGUAACCGGAGUACCUGGAGAAAACCCAUGCAGGCACGGGGAGAACAUGCAAACUCCACACAUGGUAAACUGGAUUUGAACCCAGGUCCUCAGAACUGUGAGGCGAAUGUGCUAACCAGUCGUCCACCUUGCUGCCAAAUAAUUAAUAUAGUAAUAGAAAAAAUAUAUACCGACGUUUUAGAUUUUUGCCGUGGUAUUGUUUCAGUACCGGUAUCAAGGUAUUUAUGCAGGUAUAGUAUCGAAGUCAGAAUUUUGGUAUCAUGACAUCACUAAUCGAAGCAGUGUUUUUUAAUAGAUAGCAAUCAAAACUUUUUUUUUUUCCCCCCAAGUACCAUUUUAGGUUGUUGUUUUUUUCCCCCAAUGAGAGCAUGUCUCAUGAGCUCACCAGAAACGUGGCUAUUUUGGUAUAAACUUUGUCAUUUCUGACUGUGGCUUCCAGUUUCCUCAGCACUUGUCUCAAAAGACAACAUAUACUGCACCAUGUUGUCCGUCCACGUGUUCUAUCUUUUUGUCUGCCCUGGGUUACCUGAAGCAUCAAGGCUGCCUUUAAUAGAAAAAUAUUAUUCAAAGAUGGAGACAUCAAUGAGCUGAGGCAGGUGCAUAGGAAUUCUAAGGUGCUCACACAGACAGUGCUCUCCCCUGUCCUGUUCACUCUUCCACAUCCGACUUCCAGAAUGAGUCUGAGCUCUACCAUGUGCAGAAAUAAUCGAAUGACCCAAUGAUUGUUGGGUGCAUUGAAAGUGGACAGGUGGGGGAGUAUAGGACCCUGGUCGAGGACUUUGGGGGAUGGUGCAGGGCAAAUGAUUUUAACACCUCCAAAACCAAGGAGAUAAUCGUGUACUUCUGGAGGAAUUGACCCCAUCUGAACCCUGUUUCCACCGUAAGACUAACACUGCGGUAGAUGUUUUUCCAGUCUGUUGUUGGCACUGUUAUCUUCUGUGCUGUCGUGUGCUGUGGGGGCAGCAUUAAAAAGAAGGAUGCUGCUCGACAGGACGGGUGGGUCCAUCGGUCUGGAUAUGUGAUGAACACAGACUCCUUGGUCUCGGUGGCAGAGCGUAUCGUGUAUAAUAUCCUGUCAAUAAUGGACAACACAUAGCACCCUUAAGCAUGGGAGUCUGAUCAGGCAGAGCAUCUAGCUGCUGUUUCCUCUGGGCAUUCGCCUUUACAACUCAUUGGUAAUUGGCCAGAAGGGGACAUUGUCACAAUCUGUCCCUGGGAGAUAACCUGUGUCAAACCCAAUUGAAUGUAUCUGAUUCGACAUGCUUUUAAAAUACCCAAAGAUGUCAAAUUAAGAUACAUAUUUCCCAAUAGCACAAUGGUAUCUAUAAUAUUUAAAUGACAGAUGUUUUGGAAAAGCUCCUUUUAAAGCUCAAUUUUAGCUAAAUUGACCAAAUGGGGGAUAUACACAGAUUGUCAGCUUAUAACACAUUAAUGCGACCAUAAUAUAGUCAUCUAAAACAGUCUUUAUUUCUCCUUCUCUCUAGCUGAUGCUGAUGUCUGUACUCAACUGCCUAUUUGACUGCCUCAGUCAAAUCCUGAG
This is a messenger RNA of Phyllopteryx taeniolatus (common seadragon), 14854 nucleotides long. RefSeq lists its product as uncharacterized. Bases 9236 to 12301 code for a protein of 1021 amino acids. Gene Ontology annotation, molecular function: catalytic activity. The transcript is spliced from 4 exons. The record is from RefSeq and is a predicted model, not a curated record. Lineage: Eukaryota; Metazoa; Chordata; Actinopteri; Syngnathiformes; Syngnathidae.